Molecule: messenger RNA, 1269 nt
Organism: Melopsittacus undulatus (budgerigar)
Lineage: Eukaryota; Metazoa; Chordata; Aves; Psittaciformes; Psittaculidae
Product: opsin-3-like
Exons: 4
Coding region: 64-1119 (351 amino acids)
Biological process (GO): visual perception; phototransduction; cellular response to light stimulus
Cellular component (GO): photoreceptor outer segment; plasma membrane
Molecular function (GO): G protein-coupled photoreceptor activity
Source: RefSeq, a predicted model, not a curated record
AACUGCUGGAGGAUUUCAGCACAGUGUUGUCACUGCCCUUACUGAUCUGUGUCAGAGUCCAAAAUGAACCACACUUGGACAUACAACCUGAGCUUUGGUGCAUCUACAGAUCCUGUUGAGACAAGGGCUGGCCUUACACGAAGUGGGCACAUAAUAGUAGCUGUUUUUCUUGGGUUCAUCUUUAUUUUUGGUUUCUUCAAUAACCUGAUUGUCCUCAUCCUCUUCUGCAAGUUUAAAACCCUCCGUAACCCAGUCAACAUGCUUCUGAUGAACAUCAGUAUCAGUGACAUGUUAGUGUGCAUCUCUGGCACUACCCUUAGUUUUGCAUCUAACAUCCAUGGUAAAUGGAUUGGAGGGGAGCAUGGUUGUAGAUGGUAUGGCUUUGUCAACUCCUGCUUUGGCAUUGUGUCCCUGAUCUCCCUGGCUGUCCUGUCCUACGAACGCUACAGCACACUCACCCUGUGCAACAAGCGCAGUGCUGACUACCACAAGGCAUUGCUAGCAGUUGGUGGUUCAUGGAUUUACUCCCUGGUCUGGACUGUGCCCCCUCUGAUUGGUUGGAGCAGUUAUGGGAUAGAAGGUGCAGGUACAAGCUGUUCAGUACGCUGGUCCUCAGAGUCGGCAAAGUCCACAUCCUAUAUCAUCUGUCUCUUCAUAUUCUGCUUGGUCAUCCCCGUGAUGGUCAUGAUGUACUGCUAUGGUCGCCUCCUUUACACUGUUAAACAGGUUGGAAAAAUCCACAAGAAUGCUGCCCGCAAAAGAGAAUACCAUGUACUGUUCAUGGUGAUCACUACAGUUAUCUGCUACCUGGUGUGCUGGAUUCCCUAUGGAGUUAUAGCAUUACUUGCAACAUUUGGUAAACCAGGUGUGGUGACUCCAGUUGCAAGUGUCAUACCUUCCAUCCUAGCAAAAAGCAGUACUGUUUGCAAUCCCAUUAUCUACAUCCUCAUGAAUAAGCAGUUUUACAAAUGCUUUCGUCAGCUUUUCCACUGCCAACCUCCUUCCUCUGCUGAUGGAGAGCCCACCUGCCACUCCAAGGUAACCGUUAUCCAGCUGAAUCAGAGGACGGAUGGUGGAAAUGUGUGCUAUAAUGAACCACGUUCAGAAGCAGUAAAAUGAUUUCUCUCCUGCACCCAGAGCCAAACCUGGAGACAGAGCCUGGAGUUUCAAAAGCUCUACUACUAACCUCUUAGGAAAACUGGCUCUGACUGAAAGUACAGGCCUUAACCACAGUGUUUCAUUUCACUGCCAUGUUUACCCAGCUAACCU